AUGCAGGAGGAGCUCGUGGAUAGUAUUCGCAGCUUCUCGAUAUCGGAUGACCCACUGUCUACCGCCACCGCACAAACCUUUGUCGAUGCUUUUGCGCCGCUUUCUCACGUACAAGGUGGUCGAUUGAGUCAACCAUUGACGUAUAAUGAUCAUGCAUCGGCUCUUGUCAACCUCAAACAGGCGCGCAGCACCGCGCUACUUACGCUCGCCUCGCGCUCCUCCUCAACAAAUGUCCGUGUCCCAUUCAAGAGUAGCAAACCGGACACGACUCGUGCCAAUAACAUCGACGAGAACAUUGCGCAGCUUUUGACACCCGUCAUACGAUCAAGGCUGGCCGAUACAACACCACAUAGCCUCCUUUCGGCUCUCAACUUUUUCUCAGCUCUGUUCAGCGUGCUUGCCAAUGAAGCGCAUGACAUUCUCAUUGCAGACGGAAUACUCAAUCUGGUGCUCGAGGCCCCCGAAGCAUGCAAUGCCCUUACACAGCGCCGCAAAGGCAACCAGAAUCAGACAGCACACUCGAUCUGGGCACUCUCGGACGAGACGCUUGUCAGCUUGGCAGUAGCAGAGCUGUUCUCUGCCGCCGCAAAUUCCAACGCUACACGAAAAUACCUUGCUGGGCAGCAAGCUGUUCUCGAUUGGCUUGACAUUGCCAGCGUAUCACACGGCACUACAAGUUCGUCCGAGAAACAGCGUAGCUCAGAUGCAGUCGCCAUCGUUGCCGGUCUCGCUGACAUCAAAGUGUAUCGUGCGACUGACUCUGAGGCUGUGCAUGGCCUCUCACAAGUAGCAUCAGCCCAACCAACAUCGCAACAGGACCACGUCCGCCAAAUCCAAGAGGCCAGAUUGCAACGUAGGAGAAAGGACGAGGCGCUCUAUCGCACAGUUCAUGACGAACUGCUUGCCAAUGUAUCUCAGCCUUGCCAGUCGCCAUCUCAAGCACCUUGCGUCGAAAUUUCUCAUACAGAGAUCCGACGAACCGUUGAGCUCAGCUGCCUGGAAGUGUUGGCCUAUCUCACUGUCCAGCCGACUUUCAAGGAGCGCAUCACAGUCGAUCGGCAGCUUCUCCAAGUACUAUGCACAAGCUUUGACCUCAUUCCGCCAAACGCAUCGGAGCGCAGCCAAACGUUGGGCAUCGACAGUCAAAGGUUCGAUGGCGCGCUUCAGCUUGGUCUUGCCACCAUCCUGUCCAACAUCACCGCAUAUCCACCCAUUCUCACCGCCGAGGAGAGGCAGGUACGUCGUCUUCGGAAGUUUGCCGAUGCUCAGGGCGAAAAGCAAGGUGGCAGCCAACCACAGGAGCAAGACGAGCUCGAAACGACGGCCUCAGUAGAACAGAGAUGCACCGCGGUAUUCGAAGCUAGAGGCGUAGAAACACUCUGUGCGAUCGCUGUUACUGGGCCUCAUCCCUCUUCUGGAAAGGCUGCAGCGGAUGCGACAGCAAAUAACUCUGGCUGGCAGUUCAAUCCAAGCAAAAGCGUACGUCGAGCCUGCGGUUCCGCUUUGCUAGCGCUGCUGACCAAGCAAGAUCGCAUCAUGCGUGGCAAGGCUGUGCAACAGGGAGCGCUCAAGGCAGCUCUGGCUCUUUCAGCUCCCGUUUUGCACACGUUGCAGGCGUCUCGGUCGAAAUCAGAAGGUCUCUUCGCACGCUCCUCAGAAGAAUCGACAGCCGUCGAAAUCACCUCGGACGACCUGGCACCAUUGCAGGCGCUGGCCAAGCUAUUGAUCUCUUUGAAUCCUAGCCUACUCUUUCCCUCUACGGACGGCCUUGUGUCAGUAGCAUCGCUCAUCUGCAGCCUUUUGCUGUGUCAAGCAGCGUCUCGAUUGCAGAAAUUCGAAUCACUGCUUGCACUCACCAAUCUGGCAUCGCUCUCGGCCGAUGUCUGCAUGAGAAUUGCCACAUUCUCUCUAGAGCCUACCGGGGGAAAAACAGGCGAAACGCAAGAUGGAAGCAAGUUAUUCAGCACCACAUCGGUCCUUGCACAGGCAUGCGAGCAACUGCUCUUGGAGGAUCAUACCAUGGUGCGCAGAGCCUGGAUUGAGCUGCUUGUCAACCUGUUGCAGGUCGAACCGGUGUUGACCUAUUUUGUCGCUACGGAACGUCGAUCGGCAGCAAGCUUGGCGCAAGAGAUAGCAGACGAACCGCAAGACCGACUCAGCUUGCGUCUCAGGGUGCUUCUCGGUCUCUCAGAGGCAGACGACUGGGCAUACAAGAGACGUAGCAAAGCCAGCAAAAUGAGCGGAUCAUCCCAAGCGAGCUCGGACAGCGAUGAAGGAGAAGCAUCGCUGGCCACAAGGAUGGCUUCUUUGGCUCUACUGGCGACGGUAUCCGAGUCCGGCACAACUAUUGAAGCUUUGAUGACGAUCGAUAGGCUCUUUUCGGUGCUACUUUCCAACAUUGUGCUCGAUCGAUCCGAAGAUGUCGAGAGGAACAACUGGGAACAAGCUGACCUUUGGCCUACUGUCGCAGAUCCGAACAGGAACGGUGCUGACAUGGAAGCCGAGAUGCAACUCAACGGCAUCAAUCUUAGUCUACGAGCCAGCUGCGUACUGUUGAAUGUGCUGCAGUACCUGUCAGAACCUCAAGGCAAAAUUCUAAAGGGCCGAGGAGGAUUCGAGCAAGCGCAAAUGCAGACCCUGCUGCAGCAGAGUCUUGGCCAUCACCUGAAGCAGCUCCGAACGAGUUCCAUGCCAGCACACGUUCAGGAAGCACGCAGAGGUCUCUUGCAGGUGAUGGCCGAAUGUCUCAGGCUGGUCAAAGACAUGUGA
Mycosarcoma maydis (corn smut) is the source of this 2769-nucleotide messenger RNA. RefSeq lists its product as uncharacterized. The transcript has a single exon. NCBI's taxonomy places the organism in Eukaryota, Fungi, Basidiomycota, Ustilaginomycetes, Ustilaginales. The record is from RefSeq and is a predicted model, not a curated record. The coding region runs from base 1 to 2769 and encodes 922 amino acids.